CUUUAGUAGACUACGACUACUUACUUACCCAAACGGUGGCAGCCAGUCCGACUGAAGUCCGCGCUCUUGUUGUUCGUCCUUUCCCCCGCUGAACUCGUGCCGUCCCAGACGUGGUGGACCCUAUCCAGACAAUUCCUAAUCCCAGGAAGUCUGUUGAAUUCUCGUUUGCUGGCUUUUCUUGUUACUCUGUCUUGACUCAUCCCCCGCUAUCACCAUGCCUACUAUCUCCGUCGACAAGGAAGCGCUUUUCAAGGCGCUCGGCCGGGACUACACCACCGAGGAGUUUGACGAGCUGUGCUUCGAAUUCGGCAUUGAACUUGAUGAAGACACCACAAACUCCGACAGACCGAUCGUGAACGGAAAGCAGGAACCCCCGCAGCUCAAGAUUGAGAUCCCCGCCAACCGCUAUGAUCUGCUGUGCUUCGAGGGUAUCUCCCUCAUGCUCAACAUCUUCCUGGGCCGCCAGCCUAUCCCCAACUACAAACUGGUCGAGCCUGCCAAUGGAGAACUUCAGACGAUUAUCGUUAAGGAGGAUACCAUGAAGAUCCGUCCUCUCGUCUCCGGUGCCAUUCUCCGCAAUGUGAAGUUCGACCAAGCGCGUUACGAAUCCUUCAUCGCUCUGCAAGAUAAGCUCCACCAGAACCUCGCCCGGCAAAGAACCCUCGUGUCGAUCGGUACCCACGACUUGGACACCAUCCAGGGACCCUUCACAUACGAGGCGCUUCCCCCCAAGGACAUCAAGUUUGUCCCUCUCAACCAGACCAAGGAAAUGAAUGGCGAGGAGUUGAUGGCUUUCUAUGAGAAAGACAAGCAUCUGGGCAAGUACCUGCAUAUCAUUCGCGACUCCCCCGUCUACCCGGUGAUCUACGACUCGAAGAGGACCGUGUGCUCUCUCCCUCCUAUCAUCAACGGUGAUCAUUCGAAGAUCACCCUGGACACCAAGAACAUCUUCAUCGAGAUUACUGCGCUUGACAAGACGAAGCUCGAGAUCGUGAACCGGAUCAUGGUUUCCAUGUUCUCCCAAUACACCUCUGAGCCUUUCACGAUUGAGCCCGUUAAGGUGAUCUCUGAGCACAACAACGAGACCAGAAUCGUGCCAGACAUUGCCCCCCGGACGGCACAUGCCGAGGUUUCUUACCUCAACCAGUGCUGCGGAUUGGAGCUCUCCCCCGAAGAGAUCUGCACUCUUCUGAAGAAGAUGGCUUACGAUGCGAAGCCCUCUGCUACGUCUUCUGACUUGAUCGAUGUUUUCGUUCCCCCGACCAGAGCCGAUGUGCUCCACCAGGCAGAUAUCAUGGAGGACGUCGCCAUUGCCUACGGCUUCAACUCUCUUCCCCGGUCUUUCCCCAGCAAGUCCGGUACUGUCGCCCAGCCUCUUCCCAUCAACAAGCUCACCGAUAUUGUGCGCACGGAGGCCGCUAUGGCAGGCUGGUCUGAGGUGCUGCCGCUGAUCUUGUGCUCGCACGACGAGAACUUUGCUUGGCUCAACCGCAAGGACGACGGAAACACCGCCGUCAAGUUGGCCAACCCCAAGACCACGGAGUUCCAGGUUGUCCGCACGAGCUUGCUGCCUGGUCUGCUGAAGACCAUCCGUGAGAACAAGCACCAUGCAGUGCCCAUGAAGAUCUUCGAGGUCAGCGACGUUGCUUUCAAGGACGUGUCUCUGGAGCGUAAGAGCCGCAACGAGAGGCACUUUGCCGCCGCCUGGUACGGCAAGACCAGUGGAUUCGAGGUUGUCCACGGUCUUCUGGACCGCGUCAUGGCCAUGCUCAAGAGCGCCUUCAUGACUGGCGAAGAGGGUCUUGAGAACUCGGCUAUGAGCGAUUCUCAGUACUGGAUUGAAGAGCUCGAUGAGCCUACAUACUUCCCCGGCCACGCCGCAUCCGUUCACGUCCGGAUAGCCGGCAAAGACCAUGUCAUUGGUGCCUUCGGUAUCCUGCACCCCACAGUGCUGGAGAACUACGAGUUGAAGUACCCUGUCAGCACUUUGGAGAUCAACAUCGAAGCUUUCCUCUGAGCGACGACGGAAGAUCAAGCAAGGACAUGCGUAGACGAUAGAUGUUAUAGAAAAUAGCUGAUGCCAUGAUCGAUUAUUACCCAAGUUAGCAAGAGGAUACAAUCAAAAGCAAAAAGAAUUUCGAGACUCUGAAGGC
Aspergillus ibericus CBS 121593 is the source of this 2153-nucleotide messenger RNA. Its product is annotated as phenylalanine--tRNA ligase subunit beta. NCBI's taxonomy places the organism in Eukaryota, Fungi, Ascomycota, Eurotiomycetes, Eurotiales, Aspergillaceae. Gene Ontology annotation, cellular component: phenylalanine-tRNA ligase complex; cytoplasm. Gene Ontology annotation, molecular function: ATP binding; magnesium ion binding; RNA binding. The transcript has 9 exons. The record is from RefSeq and is a predicted model, not a curated record. The coding region runs from base 215 to 2017 and encodes 600 amino acids. Gene Ontology annotation, biological process: phenylalanyl-tRNA aminoacylation.